This is a messenger RNA of Cladophialophora carrionii CBS 160.54, 2265 nucleotides long. RefSeq lists its product as uncharacterized. Gene Ontology annotation, molecular function: zinc ion binding. The record is from RefSeq and is a predicted model, not a curated record. The coding region runs from base 1 to 2265 and encodes 754 amino acids. Lineage: Eukaryota; Fungi; Ascomycota; Eurotiomycetes; Chaetothyriales; Herpotrichiellaceae. The transcript has a single exon.
AUGGUGGUAGGUUGUCGAGCUGGCUCUCAAUGUCCGUACAGACACGUUCAGAGCAAGGGAAAAGCCCCAUCCACGGAUCAGACGCCUGGCCGGCAGCAGGCCCAACACAGAGCAGACUUUUCAGUUGGAAACGAACCGCAGGCUCUUCCUCAUCCAGCUAGAAUCUCCGUUUCUCGACGAAGUCCGAGUCAGAAGCCGGUCUCGCAGCUCCAGCAAUCCAAUCCGCGUGAAUUCCAGCUAGGUCAAGUGCUCAAGAGAUUCAGUCCGGCCCGCAGCGAGACGCAAGACGGAACCCUCCUGACAUUCUCUCUGGCUCCGUCGGAUCCGGAUUUCCCCUUCGAAUUGCAGGGAGGACUGCGAUGCAGCCUGACUGUUCCGGCCGGCUACCCGCAACAUGGCAAGCCGACGAUCCGAAUCACCAAUGCUGAGAUGGCACGAGGCUUCCAGAUCAAUGUGGAAAAUGGUUUCGACAGCCUUGUCGCGAGCUCGCCGCAGAAGACACUCUUAGCGCUGUUGAACGACUUGGACAGAAAUUUAGAGAAAUUCCUGACGACAGAAAAGGCACAGACCGUCAAGAUCAUUGCCAAUGCGGACAAGAGAACUGAAGGUUCCCACCCAAUACCAGAACCAACUCGGCAUCGAUCUCCUUCUCCGGUAUCCGUUGCCCUGGUGUCCCCAACGUGGACACCGCAGCAGAAGUCUGAUGCUCUGGCUAAGAGACAAGCUGAUGUUCGGCAACUCGAGGCUCGCAUGAGCCGGAUGCCCAACUUCUCCAAAUCGCCUGACGGGACAGCUUUCAAUGUACCCGUACAAUUACCCAAGGCAGCCAGACUCCCUUCCAGCCUUCAGUCGCUGAAAGAGGUCACUUUGUUGGUGCCAAAGCUUUACAACCUGGAGCCAUGCACAGUGUUGUUGAAGGGUGUUAGUGGACCAGAAGUGGAGAAAGUCCAACUCGCCUUCGAAAGGCAUGCUCGAGGUAAAAGGGACAUGACCCUCAUGGCACAUGUCAAUUAUCUGACGCAAAAUAUGUACUCAAUGGUCUCGGAGAUGGCAGAGAUUGCGGAGUCUUCCGAAACCCAUGUCCAAACCGAGCAAUCUGCCAUCGAGGAGCCAAAGCCUGAAGUAUUGCUGGGUAACGAAUUGGAACCAAGGCGAGAAUACUUAGAGGAGGAACGCCCACACGUGAAGUACAUUCCUCGUCCACCGGAAUGGGAUCACCACGAUUCAGAGGACGAAACUGAGGGGUCUUCAUAUGAUUCAGACGACUAUUCUGACGCUGAUGAGUAUGAAGACGAACGUGAAGAUGAGGAUGAUGAUGGAGACGAUGAACAAGGCGGCGCUUCACUUCCAGCACCAGCAGUAUCAACCUCAACCGACAAAGGCAUUCAUCUUUCCUUCCCCCAUCUGGAGCUCCACAACAUCGAGCUCCUAACUCUCGUCUCCCUGUCCCUUUCAGUCAAGUGUCUACGCUGCAAAACGCCCUCAGAUGUCUCCAAGAUCAAAGCCAGCAGUAAGGGCGAGGACGCCGGUCCCAUCGCCUCUAGCACCCGCACAGAAUCCUGCCCAAAAUGUUCAACUUCAUUCACCUUCCUUUACGUGCCCAAUACACUGCACGCUAACACCAUCCGCGCCGGCACGAUCGAAGCGACAGGCUGCACCAUCACGGACAUGCUUCCGUCCGUCUUCCAACCGACUUGCUCGUCUUGCUCGACAGCAUUCCCGGUCCCGCCUGGAGUGGUCUCCGUGCGCGGCGACACUCCCAUCCAAGUAUGCCGCUCGUGCCACGCGAAGAUGACGUUCACGAUCCACGAGGUCAAAUUCCUGCGCGUGUCACACACGCUCGCGGCCCUGCCACUGCGUCGUCCGAGGAAAGAAAAUCUAGGUAUCUCCGCCGGCACCCCUCUCCCCAGCAACGGCACUUGUCCCCACUACCGCCAUUCGUACCGAUGGUUCCGCUUCUCUUGCUGUAAUCGCGUGUACGCGUGUGAUCGGUGCCACGACGCCGCCGAGGCUCACGUCAACGAACGCGCCGAAAGGAUGGUGUGCGGGUGGUGUUCUCGCGAGCAGCGCUUCCGUCGUGACGACUGUGGCCUGUGUGGCAGGAGCGUGACCAGGCAGAGAAAGGUCGGUGGGUUCUGGGAAGGCGGCCAGGGCACGAGGGAGAGGCGGCUGAUGAGCAGGAAAGAAAAGAGGAAAUAUAAGCGGCCGAGCGCAAAGGCAGGGGCUGCCGCACAGGGUACGAAGCAUAUCAAGAAGGAUGGAUGA